Penicillium egyptiacum is the source of this 1521-nucleotide messenger RNA. The record is from the annotation of a GenBank genome assembly. NCBI's taxonomy places the organism in Eukaryota, Fungi, Ascomycota, Eurotiomycetes, Eurotiales, Aspergillaceae.
AUGGAUCCUUCUGUCGCACAUCGCCCAUGGGAGGCGGUCUCAGGGCCUCAGUCGAGUGCAGGCUCAACACAAACCCUCCCCUCUAUCUCGACCCUCACCGCGAAUAUGCCUGGGACCGGAGCCCCAGCGGAGAAAUCCCCCGGGAAUGCCUCACUGAACACGAUUGAGCGUGACUCGGGGAAUUGGUCAAUGCCGCAAAGCACAAGUAGGAGACCCUCACCUAGUAUGGAAUGGGAGCGGCGCGGUGCUGACCAUGUAGGAUCGUCCACCUACUCCACGGCGACCAAUGGCACCGGCAACAAUUAUCCCUGCCUCAGCUUCAUAUCCGCGUCGCAACCCUCGCCGAGUCGCGGACACCCGGCUGUCGACCGAUCGCCUUACCCCCACGAGCAAUCCACCACCCCUUCCUCCGCCGGCACUCAACAACCCUCUCCAAACUUUAGCCAGCCGACUUCCACCCUCCCCUCCAUCAAUCAGAACUAUGAAGCCCCCUCUCAACGAGCAAGUGUGGCAGAGACCGAAUCCCGGCGCAGCAGUGUCGACAGUCGCAUGAACCAGGGAAUCAGUUCUCUGGCUAUCAACCCAGCCUCGCCUUACCACAGCACCAAUGCAUCCCAAUCAUCGAUUGUUUCCAGUCUACAAAGGGAGCGAGGGAUUCCGACCGACAUGAAUUCAUAUCGGGGACCUCGGUACUCAGGAGGCAGUCAGCCACUCUCUCCACUGGGCCCUCGCGCAACCGACCAACAGCGGAGUUUCGCAGCCGGUCGCACUGCUCCGGCCAUUUCCUCGAAUCCCCGGUCGGAGAUUUACAACGCUGAAGCACCCACGGCGGGUAUGGCAUAUGCCUUCCCGGACCCGGACAUGGCGCGCUCAAGCUCCGUAUCCUCGAAGGGAGAGUCCGACCGCCCGUUCUCCCGAAAAGGUAGCAUGGCGGAGUCUAUGAAUAGCAUGUACUCGGAACGGAUGCCACGAGGACAACACGACCUACCCCAAAAUGUACACCACCACCACUCCCUCCAACACAAGGCAGUGCGAGAGUUGAUCGGCGAAGAAGAUGGACCGGCCGGCAGCACACCGUACAGCCGCACGCCCGAACUACGCGUAACCCACAAACUAGCGGAGCGCAAACGGCGCAGCGAAAUGAAAGACUGCUUCGAAGCGCUCCGGCUGCGCCUACCACCGGGCCAGACCAACAAAUCCAGCAAAUGGGAAACACUGACACGGGCAAUUGAUUAUAUAGCCAUGCUGGAGAAAACCGUCGCGCAAUCGCAGCGCGACCGGGCCGUCAUGCAGUCCGAGAUGGAUGAGAUGCGCGCCCAGCUCAACCAGCAAGCCAAUGGCGUCUCCCGCCCCCCAUCAAUCUUCGAGCACCACCAAAUGAGCUCCAACCCGGUCAAUGGCCAGGGCCCUGUCUUCAGUGGGUUCGGCAAUGGCGUGACUCAGGAGCAGCCGCGCACGUUACCGCCCCUUAUAAAUGGCUCGAGUGCGCCUAUGCAGGGCAUUGAGUAUGAGCGGCGGUAG